Messenger RNA from Drosophila novamexicana, 1167 nucleotides. It is a transcript of the gene Ciao1, whose product is annotated as probable cytosolic iron-sulfur protein assembly protein Ciao1. Bases 91 to 1086 code for a protein of 331 amino acids. Gene Ontology annotation, biological process: iron-sulfur cluster assembly. Gene Ontology annotation, molecular function: protein binding. The transcript has a single exon. Gene Ontology annotation, cellular component: cytosolic [4Fe-4S] assembly targeting complex. The record is from RefSeq and is a predicted model, not a curated record. Lineage: Eukaryota; Metazoa; Arthropoda; Insecta; Diptera; Drosophilidae.
GUUUUUUUAGGACUCACGCAUGCAGCGUUAUCAAUAGAAAUCAACAUAUAUAAUUUAAUAUAUAUACCUUGAAACUACACAACUUUAAUUAUGGGUCGCCUUAUUCUCGAGCAUACGCUGCAGGGUCACAAAGGAAGAAUUUGGGGCGUUGCAUGGCAUCCAAAGGGCAAUAGUUUCGCCUCUUGCGGCGAAGAUAAGGCCAUCAGAAUUUGGUCACUUUCGGGAAACACAUGGACCACCAAAACCAUACUAUCUGAUGGGCACAAGCGCACCAUACGCGAGGUACGCUGGUCACCGUGCGGUGAGUAUUUGGCCUCCGCCAGCUUCGAUGCCACCACAGCCAUUUGGUCCAAGCACGAAUGCACCGCAACGCUGGAGGGGCACGAGAAUGAGGUGAAAAGCGUUAGCUGGUCACGCAGCGGCGGCUUGUUGGCCACUUGCUCGCGCGACAAAUCAGUGUGGAUCUGGGAGGUGGCUGGCGAUGAUGAGUUCGAAUGCGCUGCUGUGCUAAACGCACACUCGCAGGAUGUAAAGCGUGUGGUGUGGCAUCCAACAAAGGAAGUCUUGGCCUCAGCUUCGUAUGACAACACAAUCAAGAUGUUUGCCGAGAGCGCGCUUGAUAGCGACUGGGACUGUACGGCGACGCUCAGCUCGCACACGAGCACAGUCUGGAGCAUUGAUUUUGAUGCAGAUGGCGAGCGUUUGGUUUCCUGCAGCGACGAUGCCACACUUAAGAUUUGGCGUGCCUAUCAUCCGGGCAAUGAUGCUGGCAUUGCCACGCCCGACAAGACCACCGUGUGGAAAUGCGUGUGCACCUUGUCCGGAGAGCACUCGCGUGCCAUCUAUGAUGUGUCCUGGUGCAAGCAGACAGGCCUGAUUGCCAGCGCUUGUGGCGAUGAUGGCAUUCGAAUUUUCAAAGAGAGCAGCGAUUCCAAACGAGAUGCACCCACAUUUGAGCUGCUAACAGCCGAGGAAAGCGCACACGAACAGGAUGUGAAUGCAGUGGAAUGGAAUCCAGUGACGGCCGGUCAGCUGAUCUCCUGCAGCGACGAUGGCACCAUCAAGAUAUGGAAACUGCAGGAGUAAUCAUAUCUUUUUGUCCCGGUUUUGUGUAUAUAAUUUAAGUAUUUCCUAUUGCCUAUUGUAAUAAAUAGCUGUUACAAUAAA